Molecule: messenger RNA, 6049 nt
Organism: Clarias gariepinus (North African catfish)
Lineage: Eukaryota; Metazoa; Chordata; Actinopteri; Siluriformes; Clariidae
Gene: prkx
Product: protein kinase X-linked
Exons: 8
Coding region: 105-1322 (405 amino acids)
Biological process (GO): protein phosphorylation
Molecular function (GO): protein serine/threonine kinase activity; ATP binding
Source: RefSeq, a predicted model, not a curated record
GCUUGGUGUUUUCGGUGCGGCCACCCGAGAGAGAGGAAGUGAAUAAUUUAAAUGUCUCCGAUAGAGAAAAAAAGAAGGAAGGACACGACCGGGGGUAUUAUUUUAUGCGUCUUUUAUUUAUUUUGUCUUAUCAGUUCUCAGUCGAGGCUUUGUUUAUUAACGAGGAGUGUUUAAAGGAGGUAACCGGUUUCUGUAUUGUGGGAAUAAUAAGUCGUAUUUCAAAAAACAAACAGAGGGUUGUGUUGGUUCCUUAUACGAGUCGAGCGGAUGGCAAGAUGGCAACAACAAAAGGACUGAGCACAGAAGAGACAGACACAACAAACAGCGCCACGUUAUCCACAAUGGCAGCAUCUUUAGCUUUAAACAGCAGGGUUUACUCGCUGGAAGACUUCGAUACAGUGGCCACUGUCGGCACGGGGACGUUUGGCAGGGUUUUCCUGGUCAAGGACAAGAUAACAAGGGGUUUCUUCGCUCUCAAAGCCAUGAAGAUUCCAGACGUCAUCCGGUUAAAACAGGAGCAGCACGUCCAUAACGAGAAGGAGGUUCUGACGGAGGUCAACCAUCCCUUCCUCAUCAGGCUGUUUUGGACGCACCACGACGAGCGCCUCCUGUACAUGCUGCUGGACUACGUGCCAGGCGGCGAGCUGUUCAGCUACCUGCGCAACCGCGGUCGCUUCAGCAACAACACAGGACUCUUCUACUCGGCAGAGAUAGUGUGCGCCAUCGAGUACCUGCACGCCAGAGAGAUCGUCUACAGAGACCUGAAGCCUGAGAACAUCCUGCUGGACAGAGAAGGCCACAUACGCCUCACUGACUUCGGCUUCGCAAAGAAGCUCUCGGAUCGAACGUGGACACUGUGCGGGACGCCCGAGUAUUUAGCUCCAGAGGUGAUUCAGAGUAAGGGUCAUGGCCGGGCCGUGGACUGGUGGGCUCUGGGGGUUCUCAUUUUCGAAAUGCUUUCUGGGUACCCACCGUUUUUUGACGACAAUCCCUUUGGCAUCUAUCAGAAGAUCCUGGCAGGAAAGCUGGAGUUUCCUCGGCAUCUGGAUUUCUAUGUAAAAGACCUCAUCAAGAAGUUUCUGGUGAUUGACCGAGCAAGAAGACUUGGGAACAUGAAGAAUGGAGCAGACGACGUGAAAAAGCACAGGUGGUUCAAGACUAUAGAUUGGGAUGCAGUGCCUAAUAGAAAACUAAAGCCCCCCAUAAUCCCCAAGGUCUCUCACGAAGGCGACACGUCUAACUUUGAAGCCUACCCUGAGGACGAGUGGAAAAAAGAGACUCCAGUGUCACCAAAAGAUCUAGAGAUUUUCAAGAACUUUUGAGAAUGGGAGAAAAAAAGGGUGAAAAUCUUCCCACCAUUGGUGCAAUGUGUCUGUUUUUGCUGCCGGUGGCCAGCCUUAGGCCGCUCCUUUGUCAAAUCUUGAUUGACAACGUAGAGAGCAAAUAGCCAUCAUGUUUACCAUCGUCAUUGACCUCAAGAUCAAGUGUGGAGAGAAGGAAGUGCUAUUUAUUUCUGUUUCUCUGAGCCUACUUUUCUUAUGCAAAAAAACUAAACAAAAAAACAAACAAACAAAAAAAAAAACACCAAAACUGAGGUCUCUAAGCCAAGGACACAGUCGAAGCCAGUAGUCUGAUACAGUUUACGUCAACAUGAGCCAUUGGAAACAAUGACUUGCAGACAUUCGGUUUGUGGCUAUAAAAUUGUGUGAAAUGGAAAGCAAGAAAACCCAAAGUGUUACUCUUUAAAAUGUGUUUUCAAUCUAUAUGUCAGUCAGUUUAUUGUACAUCCAACAUUUGCUUUUGACUACAAGUAAUAAGACAAAUAUGAUGUCAUAAAAAAGGGAUGCAUCAACAAUAAUUUUUUGUUAAGCAGGCCAAGUACAACUUUUAUCCUUAGUGCUUGUUUAUCACGAUCCUGAUACUGAAACGAGUAACCUACAAGUAUUAAUCAAUCAGGGACAUUUCAUUUAGCUUGGUUUUAUUUCCUUCAGAUGAAACAGUGUGGAAAAAACAACUCGUAUUUGUGAUUUGUCUUUUAGCUAGAGGCAACUAUUAGCUAGAUUCAGUAAUUUUAGGUUAGCGAUUCAUGUAUCAGCACACAGUUUCCAAAAUAGUUUUUUUUUUUUUUAACAUGUAUAUGUUUGCAUUUUAAAUAGUAAAUUGUUCCCGUUCUAAACUAUUCACACAUUAGCACUAACAACAGCAUUUACUGUUGUAAAAGCAAGUGAUAUAAAGAAUUCUGUUGAAUCAGGACAUUUACAAAAUCAUGAUACUUACAGAAUCGCAGUUUAAAUCGGAUCAGCACCUAGGUGUCGUGAUAUAAGCUGUGUCGCUGGUAAUUCCUUUCCCUAUGAAAAACCUUGGAUUGUUUGGAGUUUUGUUUCAGCCCUGAAAUACACGUCUCUAAAGUUGUACGCAAGUUUUCUUUAAUGUCAAAAUCCGUUGAUUGCCAAGUACCAAUACUGGCUGGUUUUCAAGAAGAGUAAACUUUAAUAAGAGGUGAGAUUUUUAAACCUCUAGUGUGAGUUUUAUAUAUGUACUGUAUAUGUGUGUAUGUGUGUUUGUUAGUUUUUUUCUUAGGAGGAUGUUUUAGUUUUCUGCUUCAGUUAUUUUUACAGUCUGUGUUGCUUGGAUUACUAUAGUUGUUUGUGAAACGCAUAGAGUGGGGUCUGUUCAGUAAUUUAGCAACUAGGUUUAUGUCACUUAGCCUUUUUUUUUUUUUUAUGAGUGGAAUUAAAUAAGCAGAGUAUCUGACUAAGAUCAGAAUCUGGAUCGAUGCGUUCCUAUCAUAAACUUUACCAAACUUUUGUCAAAGAUUUGACGAUUUUAACUUGACAUGGUGCUUUCUGACUUUUAACUGGUAGCCUUUGUUUUUAUUGAGGUUUGAAACCCUUAUGUAAUGUCCUUAUUUUCCUCUUAUGAAGCUUUGUCCUCAUGAUCUCUUGUUAAUAAGUGCAUGUAUUUAAGUCAACAUUUAGCACAUGCCUAAGGUGGCCUUAUAUUAGGAUGAGGAAAUUGAAAUCAAUUUUUUUCCCUUUUUUUUGACCAAAACUAAACAACUGUUACUAAAACGUUGAGUUUGAAGCUACUGGUGCAGUCAAAUCUUUUUUUUACUCUGAAAUCUAAAAACUGUGUAGAGACAUGAGACUUCAGGUUACUGUAAAGUUAUGAGUUAAUGUGUGAGUGUAUGCGUGUGUGUGUGUGUGUGUGUGUGUCCAGAUCAAGUUCUUCCUCUCCUUCAUUUUUCUUCAUCAUCUUAGGACUUUCACACUAUUCGUAUUAGGACUUCACUAUUUAUAUACUGUUUGAUUUGGGGCAUAAAAAACACAUCAACCCACCCCAAUUAGAAAAUACAUUACAGGUUUAAUGCUGUCUUUUGCGAUGUGGUAAAUGGUGAAACUAAAUAAGUAAGUGCAAUAAAUGUGCAGAAGUGUGAGUCUGUAUAAUAUUAGUGUUUUAUUUUUAAGACAUACCAAUCCAUAAAAUGUAUGAGAUGGCUUUGGUUCUGAAACCGAGCGCGCACAGCAUGGUACGGAAACUCGUUACAGAUUAACAGUUGCCGGAGGAUGUGAUGACUACUGCAGCGUCAGUAGCAUCCAGAAAUAAAUCUCAAGUUGGCAUUCAUGACCGAUCUGGCUCAAAAAGCCUAACAGGAUUGGAUACUGAUGUACAGCCUAUGGCUCAGAAAGAAAAUUAGGACAGUGAGGUUUAAAAAAAAAAAAUUACUUCAUGCAAAAUGAUCUUAACAGUCCCUUACACACAAAAAAAAAAUUAUAUAUAUAUAUAUCAGUCUUAAGCAUUUGUACAUUUAUCUGGCAUCUUUUUUUACCACUGGCAUAACUAGUUAACAUUGAAGCAACUAGUAUUAUACUACGACGGGCAUUCUAGUCAAACUGGAACUUUAAAUUACAGGUAGUCCCCGACUUAUGAACAAUCAAGUUCCAUUCCAGGAGCACGUUCAUAAGUCUGAUUUGUUCUUGAGUCCGACAAAGUGAGUCUUAAACACCUUAGACAGAAGACUCACUCGAAUAUACCAUGUACAUGGUAUAUUCUUGACCACUUGACUAAAUCUCUGUCCCCAUUCCCCACACUGCUAUCGUGUUGCCAAAAACCAUGAUCGCGCCUAAGGAAAUUAGUCUCACACAAAUGUAACAGUGUUGUCUCUGCGCCUUUAAAUCUGGAGGGGAUUUUGUCUCAGAGCUGUUUUGUUAAAGUUUUUUUUUUUUCUCGGAUUAUUCACCAUAAGGACAGCUUUACAGGACAGGCAUUUUGUAUCAUCGUGCUCCCGGACGCACAUACAAUAUACCAGACUUUUGAACGUUUAAUACAUUCAUAUAUACCCUGAAAAUAUUGUAUACAAUUGUAAAAAUUGGUAUCUGGUUCACUGCAGUGUCUAUUUCUUGCACAAUAAAGGUGAGCUACUUCUGUGAUUGAACCAGAAGUAGAACCAUAGUUUGUAUCUGGGAAAUUCGUAACUCAGAUGUUCAUAAGUCGGGGACUACCCGUAUACAAAAAUAAUAGAACACAGUUAUAAAAGUAAAUCCUCCCUUUAUUUAUCCCUUUUACUCUAAUGCACUUAUCCCUUCGUCCUAGUCUCCCAGGAACUCCUUUAACAGCCCAAACGUGGAAAUGGCUUGGAGCGAGGUCAGGACUGUAUGGAGGAUGUGGCAAAACCUCCCAGUCGAGUUCCUGUAAUGUGUAAGUGGUGCUGGUGAAUGACUGUGUGUACAGUUCCCACAGACAGAUGCGUCUCUUCCGCAAGUUUGUGGCUUAUUAUCCGUCGUAAGGCAUACCACUCACUGAUUGUUCACGGGAAUGACUGCAAUGGGCAGCAGGAUGGUCACAUGACAAAUACAGCUUUCUUUAAAAUGUUGGCACCGUUCAAAUAUUUCACUGCGGCUAAGAUUCUCAUCACCGUACUGUGCUUAAAGUCGGCAAACUUUUUUUUUUUUUCGCCUUCAUUGACAAGGCCUAGUUUGACUUGAACUCCCCUUGUGGUUAACUAGUCGAAGCUGCCUAUACUACAAAACCAGUCAAAAGCUUGAACAAAACUGCUUAAUAUUUGAAUUUUUCAAAGAAAUCUUCCUAAUGAAGCUUUACACAGUCUUGGCAUUCUUCUCAAUCAGCUUCAUGAGGAAUUUCCCUUCACACGGGAAAUAUUUAAUUUAAAAACAACUUUAAGUCAAAGCUCCUUAUUAAACUUAUAUUUAAUUCUAACAAACGUAUACACGUGCUAACUAAUUAGAAAUGCUUUGAAAUGCUUUGAGGACUGAUGUGAACAAUAUUUAUCCCAUGGCACGCGUCCUGACGUUUGAAUGGCGGUGUGUGUACAGGGUACAUUCAUCAUGAAACUUGACUACAGUGAUGAGGAAAAAUAUACACACAGGACACAUCAGAGAACAUGACAGCUGGAUCUUCCACUACAUAUCAAGCUAAUCCACUGCAGGAAGAUUUGACACUCAUAACUAUGGCAACUCAUAAAUAUUAUGUCCAAUCCCUGGAAAGAAAAUAAAUCCUUAAUUGUUGCAUAAAGUCGCCAAGCAUGGAGCUCUGAGCUCUCUGAGAGUCACCUUGUGUUGUUUAUUUAUAUGACCUCUGGAUUUUAAUAUUCAACUUUUUUUUAUGUUUUAUGAGUAAAAAAGGAGGGAAAUAAAUGUACAUAUUUGGUUGCUGCACAUCAGUAAAUUUGUAUUUCUACUGCACUGUCUGUUGCAUGUCUUAGACAAUGUUACUGAUUUUUAUAUAUAUAAAUAUAUAAAACAUCUACAGUUCUAAGCGUUUUACCUCUUGAUGUUUUUUGCUACAGUAAAAACCAGAAUGAUGUUUAAGCUCUAUGAACUUAAAUAUUGCUUCGAAUAAAACAUAGGAAAACUUUUAUACAGAUUUUUGAUUUGAUUUAUACUGAUUUUUGAUAAUAAUCUGUACUUAAGUCGGUCUGUAUUUGAUUACCUUUUUUUUUUUAAACAAUGUAUUUAAAGUGGUGCAAGUGCAGUGUUACCUCCUGUUGUAAAAAAGCUAAAAAUCCAUCCAGAAAAGAAUAAAACGUUGA